CAGGAUGAUGGAGGAUGUAGACCCCUCCCCUCCAGUCUUGCACAGGUGUACCGGCUCCUCCCCUUCAGUCUUGCACAGGUGUAGCAGCUCCUCCCCUCCAGUCUUGCACAGGUGUACCGGCUCCUCCCCUUCAGUCUGGCACAGGUGUACCGGCUCCUCCCCUCCAGUCUUGCACAGGUGUAGCGGCUCCUCCCCUUCAGUCUUGCACAGGUGUACCGGCUCCUCCCCUUCAGUCUCGCACAGGUGUACCGGCUCCUCCCCUUCAGUCUCGCACAGGUGUACCGGCUCCUCCCCUUCAGUCUUGCACAGGUGUACCGGCUCCUCCCCUUUAGUCUUGCACAGGUGUACCGGCUCCUCCCCCAUUCAGUCUUGCACAGGUGUACUGGCUCAUCCCCUUCAGUCUUGCACAGGUGUACUGGCUCCUCCCCUUCAGUCUUGCACAGGUGUACCGGCUCCUCCCCUUCAGUCUUGCACAGGUGUAGCAGCUCCUCCCCUCCAUUCUUGCACAGGUGUUGGGCUCCUCCCCUUCAGUCUUGCACAGGUGUAUUGGCUCCUCCCCUUCAGUCUUGCACAGAUGUUGGCUCCUCCCCUUCAGUCUUGCACAGGUGUAUUGGCUCCUCCCCUCCAGUCU
Molecule: messenger RNA, 631 nt
Organism: Staurois parvus
Lineage: Eukaryota; Metazoa; Chordata; Amphibia; Anura; Ranidae
Source: the annotation of a GenBank genome assembly